CCAGGACUGUCCAGAGGAGAAGGUCCCGGAGAACCCUCAGAUGAUAAAUCAGGGGGAAGAUCUGACUGAUAUUAAAGUGGAGGUUGAAGAGCGGAUGAUGGGCGAUCCCCCAUGUAAGAUUGAGGUGGAGGAGAACAUUCCAGGAGAUGUCACCACAGAAGAUAACAGUAAGAACUUUGAGGGAAACUUCAUGUUAUCACUAAAUUAUAAAGUAGAAGAUGAAGAUAUCAUGCCGCGCUCUUCAGGAGAAAACCUCAAUACCCUUAAUGUAUAUGCAGGACUUCACAGUACAGAUCUAUCAUAUAAUCACCCUAAUCAUGAGGAGGCUUCUCCUUACCGAUCACACAUUGUUAACACAAGUACAGGUCAGAAAGGGAGAAAACGGUUUCAACGUGAUAGAGAGUCCGCAAACAGAUUAAGUCUUUCCAUUCCCAGGCAAAUUCUCACAGGGGAUAAGUUAUGCUCCUGUUCAGAAUGUGGGAAGUGCUUUACAUAUAAAUCCCAUCUUGUUAGACAUGAGAUAAUUCACACAGGAGAGAAGCCAUACUCUUGUUCAGAAUGUGGAAAAUGUUUUACACAGAAAUCAAAGCUUUUUACACAUCAGAGAAGUCACACAGGAGAGAAGUUGUAUUCAUGUUCAGAAUGUGGGAAAUGUUUCAUUGAUAAAUCAAGUCUUGUUGCACAUGAGAGAAUUCACACAGGUGAGAAGCCCUAUUCAUGUUCAGAAUGUGGGAAAUGUUUUACACAGAAAUCAAACCUUGUUACACAUCAGAGAAUUCACACAGGAGUGAAGCCAUAUUCCUGUACAGAAUGUGGAAAAUGUUUUACAGAUAAAUCAAGUCUUCUUACACAUGAGAAAAUGCACACAGGGAAGACGCCAUAUUCCUGUUCAGAAUGUGGGAAAUGUUUUAAAGAUAAAUCAAGUCUUUUUAUACAUGAGAGAUGUCAUAGAAAGGAGAAGCCGUAUUCAUGUUCAGAAUGCGAGAAAUGUUUUACACAGAAAUCACAUCUUGUUACACAUCAGAGAAGUCACACAGGAGAAAAGCCAUAUGUAUGUUCAGAAUGUGAGAAAUGUUUUACAGAGAAAUCAAGUCUUGUUACACAUAAGAAAAUGCACACAGGAGAGAAGCCAUAUUCAUGUUCAGAAUGUGGAAAAUGUUUUAGAGAUAAAUCAGGUCUUGUUAAACAUGAGAGAAUUCACACAGGAGAGAAACCAUAUAUAUGUUCAGAAUGUGGGAAAUGUUUUACACAGAAAUCAAAGCUUGUUAUACAUCAGAGAUUUCACACAGGAGAGAAACCGUAUUCCUGCGCAGAAUGUAGAAAAUGUUUUAAACAAAAAUCACAUCUCAUUAUACAUCAGAGAUUUCACACCGGAGAGAAGCCAUAUUCAUGCUCGGAAUGUAGAAAAUGUUUUGCACAAAAAUCACAUCUUGUUAAACAUCAGAGAAGUCAUACAGGAGAGAAGCCAUAUUCAUGCUCACAAUGUGGAAAAUGCUUUACACACAAAUCAAAUCUUGUUACACAUCAUAGAAGUCACACAAAAGAGCAACCAUACUCAUGUUCAGAAUGUGGGAAAUGUUUUACUGCUAAAGCCAAACUUAUGAAGCAUCAGAGAAGUCACACAGAAGAUCAGCUGUUUUAAUAUUUUAUAUGUGGAAGAUGUUUUGUAAGAAAAUAAAAUUCUAAAACUCGGAUCACAAGAAACUAUAUUAUUUUUUAGAAUAUGGGAAAUAAUUUUCACCCCAUGUUAUACAAAGGCUACAUGGCAAUGUGUCACACCACAGUCUCGGGAUAGUCCCGCAAGUGGUCUACAAAUUGCUGUUGUGCAGCUAUUUUAGAUCUGAGAUAUGGCUGUAAAACAAAAUCAUCCAAAUUGCAGAAAAGUCACAAUCAAAUUGCAGCCGCAUGUGAUCUACAUUGUGUUCUAUGAUGGCAAAAUCACAUAUGGCCUGUGACCAAAAAUCCAAGUGUUGGAUUAUUCGUGACUCUCAUGUUGUAACCCUAUUGACUAUUAUUGGAUUCAGUGUCACAAUACAACAUUGAGAUUUUUA
Molecule: messenger RNA, 2051 nt
Organism: Bufo gargarizans (Asiatic toad)
Lineage: Eukaryota; Metazoa; Chordata; Amphibia; Anura; Bufonidae
Product: gastrula zinc finger protein XlCGF26.1-like
Exons: 3
Coding region: 41-1642 (533 amino acids)
Biological process (GO): regulation of transcription by RNA polymerase II
Cellular component (GO): nucleus
Molecular function (GO): RNA polymerase II cis-regulatory region sequence-specific DNA binding; DNA-binding transcription activator activity, RNA polymerase II-specific
Source: RefSeq, a predicted model, not a curated record